Mustela lutreola (European mink) is the source of this 3993-nucleotide messenger RNA. It is a transcript of the gene SCRN3, whose product is annotated as secernin 3. NCBI's taxonomy places the organism in Eukaryota, Metazoa, Chordata, Mammalia, Carnivora, Mustelidae. Gene Ontology annotation, biological process: proteolysis. The transcript is spliced from 9 exons. Bases 279 to 1628 code for a protein of 449 amino acids. The record is from RefSeq and is a predicted model, not a curated record. Gene Ontology annotation, molecular function: cysteine-type exopeptidase activity; dipeptidase activity.
CGACUAGCGCCUCCGCCUACAGCAGCACGCCCUUCCCCCUUUCAUUGAGGAUUUUAUUUAUUUGACAGACAGAGAUCAUAAGCAGGCAGAGAGGCAGGCAGAGAGAGAGGAGGAAGCAGGCCCCCCGCUGAGCAGAGAGCCCGAUGUGGGGCUCGAUCCCAGGACUCUGAGAUCACGACCUGAGCCUAAGGCAGAGGCUUAACCCACUGAGCCACCCAGGCACCCUGAAAACACAAUCUUGAUACUAAAUUCUACAAUCAGGAUUUACAGAGUUAUGUAUGCGAACUUCUUCCUGGAAAUAUCAACAAUUUGGAAUUUUAUUGACAUGUUUUUGUAUUUAUCUGAUUCCUUUUAAAAAAAUGGAACCUUGUUCUUGUGAUACUUUUGUGGCACUACCUCCAGCAACUGCUGGUAACAGGAUUAUUUUUGGAAAAAAUUCAGAUAGAUUGUGCGAUGAAGUACAGGAGGUAGUUUAUUUUCCUGCUGCAGUUCAUGAUAACCUGAGAGAACAUCUUCAGUGUACUUACAUAGAAAUUGAUCAAGUUCCUGAAACAUAUGCUGUUGUCCUUAGUCGCCCAUCUUGGUUAUGGGGGGCAGAAAUGGGAGCCAAUGAGCAUGGAGUCUGCAUUGGAAAUGAAGCUGUUUGGGGAAGAGAAGAAGUUUGUGAUGAAGAAGCACUACUGGGCAUGGACCUUGUCAGACUUGGCCUUGAAAGAGCUGAUACAGCUGAAAAAGCCCUCAAUGUCAUUGUUGAUCUAUUAGAAAAAUAUGGCCAGGGUGGAAAUUGUUCAGAGGGUAGGAUGGUAUUUAGCUAUCACAAUAGUUUCCUGAUAGCUGAUAGGAAGGAAGCGUGGAUUCUGGAGACUGCAGGAAAGUACUGGGCUGCAGAAAAAGUACAAGAGGGCAUUCGUAAUAUUUCUAAUCAGCUUUCUAUAACAACCAAGAUUGAUCGGGAACAUCCAGACAUGAGAAACUAUGCUAAGCGGAAAGGUUGGUGGGAUGGUAAAAAGGAGUUUGAUUUUGCUGCAGCAUACUCUUAUCUUGACACAGCCAAGAUGAUGAUUUCACCAGGCAGAUACUGUGAAGGCUACAAGCUUCUGAAUAAACACAAAGGAAAUAUAACUUUUGAAGCAAUGAUGGACAUUCUCCGAGAUAAACCAAGUGGCAUUAAUAUGGAGGGAGAAUUCCUGACCACCGCAAGCAUGGUUUCUAUUUUACCUCAAGACUCCAGCCUUCCUUGCAUUCACUUCUUCACAGGGACUCCUGAUCCUGAGAGAUCCGUUUUUAAGCCUUUCAUAUUUGUACCAAAUAUUCCACAACUCUUGGAUACGAGUUCACCAACAUUUGGACAUGAAGAUCCAGUUAAAAAGAAGCCACGUUUUCAGUUUAAGCCUGACAGAAGACACCCACUCUACCAAAAACAUCAACAGGCAUUGGAAGUAAUAGAUAAAAAGGAGGAAAAAGCCAAAACCUUGUUGGACAACAUGAAGAAACUGGAGAAAGACCUAUUCAAAGAGAUGGAAUCAAUUCUUCAAAACAAGCACCUUGAUGUGGAUAAAAUAGUUAAUCUCUUUCCUCAGUGUGCAAAAGAUGAAAUUAGAAUUUAUAAGUCAAACAUUAGUCCUUAGUGGUCAUGUAUGGUGAGCAAUCUUCUUUAAAGUCAGAAUCUAUCACCUAUCAUCUAUCAUCUAUCACAAUGUUAUUAUUGGUAAAUGAUAACCUAAUUUAAGCAGAUCUGAUUAUUCUUUAAUAGCAUUUACAUUAAUGGCCUAUGAGAACUACAUAUAGCCUUGCUGAAAUAUUGAGAAUGAAAAUAACAUUGGAAUUAGGCAUGUAUAUCAUGGGAUAGCCAGGAGGUAUUUCAUGUAUUUAUUUGCCUAUUUUUUUUUUAGCCAUAAUACCUUUUAAAAAUUAUAAUAAUUAAAUAUUUAAUUCUUCAUAAAACAAAAAAUAUUAAAAUAAUACAUACAUUUAUGUUUAUUAUAGUUAUGUUUGGCCUCAAAUAAUUUUCUCAUUUACAGAAAGCAGAUUUUUCUUUAGUAAUGGAAAAUAUUGUUUCUCAAGUAAUGAGUUUUUCUCAUUAGGCACAUACUAAUCAUCUCUAACAAAAUAUCCUAAAUUUACACAUUGUCUUAUUAUAAUGUAUUAAUUAUGCAAAUGCACUUUUAUUAAACUCAAACAUGCUUUUUGUCAAGGCUUGGCUGACCAGUGAGCUUUUAGCUCUAAUUAUCAAGCAGUUUUUCAGCCAUGCAUCUUUAUAGGCUUUAAUAUUUUUAGAAGAGCUUGUCUGGGGAUUAGGAAAUGGGAUAAGGGAACCGAGAUCUUAGGAGACACUAUUUAUGUGUCUCAAAUCUUUCUCAAAUUUUAUUUCUGUUCACUCAGUUAAAAACAGCAACAGGAGUGAGACAGUGGCAAUGAAUAGGAUCGUUAGUGUAUUAUGAACGUUAAGAACAUUAUAGUGUAUAGCGUAUUGUGAACAUUAUAAAUGAGUAAUAUCUACCCAAAGUUUAUAAAACUUUGUCAAAGUUAUGUAGAGAGGACUCAAAAUUGCAAAUAUAAACAAAAGAAAAAUCCAACUCAAAAUAACACUAUUUAUUGGUUUCUACAAAUAUCUAUUUUAGGUAUUAUCAUAUUUAUUGGUUACUGUCACUGUAAUUAGGAUUAUGACUAAAGUAGUGGAUCACUGUAUCUAAAGAGUGCCAGGAAAUUUUUUUUAAAAGUUCUUUCAUAACAACCAUAAUCUGUCUGAUGUUGUUCUUGUCUAAUACAGGGCUGCCAUUACAAAUGAAAAGAUAUUUGUCUCAAGGACUCAGUUAAUUCUGUUUGCCUUAGAUAUGGUUCAGUGUUAGCUUCUCCCCAAAUCAUGAAGACCCCUGGCCAACCCCUACACCUCUCUUCUCUCUCUUAAUAUAUGAGGAAACUAAGGGGAAGGAGUCCAUUCAUUUAUCCAGGGACACAUACUUGAAUCUUAUUUCUCUCCCUAGGGCUAACAUAUUUUCUCUUUCUCUUCCCACACCACCCUAGACUCAGUUAGCACCAUCUUUCACCUGGACAACUGCAGCUAACUCUUUCCUAUACCCAUUCUUGUUCUCUAUCUCCAUUCACAUGGGUCUCCACAGACUAACUGAUCUCUAAGGAAUGUAAAUCUAAUUAUGAAUUGCCCUCCUAAAACUUUUUUUUUUUUUAAGAUUUUUAUUUAUUUAUUUAUUUGACAGACAGAGAUCACAAGUAGGCAGAGAGAUAGAGGAAGAAGCAGGCUCCCCACUGAGCAGAGAGCCCGAUGCGGGGCUCAAUCUCAGGACCCUGAGUUCACAACCUGAGCUGAAGGCAGAGGCUUUAACCCACUGAGCCACCCAGGCGCCCCCCUCCUAAAACUUUUUAAGAAAAUAUAUUUUAUAGCAAGUUUUAGAUUUAGAGCAAAACUUAACAGAAAAUAGAGUUCCCAUAUACCUCCUGUCCCACCUCCAGCAUCCCCCUCUAUCAACAUCCCACACUAGAACAGUACAUUUGUUAUAACUGAUGAACCUAUAUGGACAUAUCAUUAUUGCUCCAAAUCCAUAGUCUACAUUCGGGUUCACUCAAUGUACCUUCUGUGGGUUUGGACAACUACAAUGAUGUGUAUUAAUGAUCAUAGUAUCAGACAGAGUAGAUUUACUCCUUUAAAUAUCAUCUGUGCUCUACCUAUUCAUCUCUCCCUCCCCAAAUCCCUGACAGCUACUUAUCUUUUUUACUGUCUCCAUAGUUUUGCCCUUUCUAGAAUAUCACAUAGCUGGAAUCAUACAGUAUGUAGCCUUUUCUCAUUUGCUCUUUAACUUACUUAGUAAUAUGCAUUUAAGGUCCCUCCAUGUCUUCUUAUGGCUUGAGAGCUCAUUUCUUUUUAGUGCUGAAUAACAUUACAUUGUCUGGAUAUCUUGGUUGCUGAUGCCCACUAUUGAAAGACAUCUUAGUUGCUUCCAUGUUUUGGCAAUUAUGAAUAAAGCUGCUAUAAACAUC